Messenger RNA from Cornus florida, 1159 nucleotides. RefSeq names its product F-box protein SKIP27-like. NCBI's taxonomy places the organism in Eukaryota, Viridiplantae, Streptophyta, Magnoliopsida, Cornales, Cornaceae. The record is from RefSeq and is a predicted model, not a curated record. Bases 294 to 833 code for a protein of 179 amino acids. The transcript has 4 exons.
AUUUACCAUUUCAGAAAAUUCCAGUCCUUUCCAGUAAAAUAUAGAAAGUUGCAAGUUCAUCUAGAUUUUUAUUUUUUCAAAUUUUAUUUUAUUUUUAAACAGAAAGUCUAAUUUAUAAAACUUGACUUUUAUAAACGAGACUCUAAUUGAACACAGUUCUUAUUUCCCUCUUCGGCACAACCGUUAUACAAAUCAACCAUUACUGCCGACUACAAAUUAGGGUUUCGUAUACAUCAGAUUUUGCUGGGAGUUUUGGAUAUUUGGAUCAGGAUUGUGAGGAAUUAGAAAAGAUAAUGGCUAUGGGGAAGAGAUGUGGUUCCAAUGGAUCGGGGUUAGGGUUUGUACAGUACACAAGAUCAUUAAGUAGGAAAAGGAUUGUUAUUUCCAACAAUUUGGAGGUUGAUUCCACGGUCUCCACACCCACGAAGAAGCAGUGCAGUGAGAUUUCAGUUCUGAAUUAUGAGAAAUCUCUUCUUGAAGCUCUGCCUCAGGACAUUCUGAUUAGGAUAUUGUGUGGUGUAACUCAUGAUGACUUGAAGCAACUUAUUUAUGCGUCAAAAUUGAUUAAAGAAGCGACUCUGAUUGCAAAGAAAUGGCAUUUUGCUUAUAGUACGCCUACAAAGAGUUUAGCUUUCCGAAAUUCUAUUGAUUUGGAGGAUUCAAGCGAGGCUGAUGAGGUUGAAGCUCCGAAUGCUCCAAAGCAGCUGCGGUGUUAUCGUCCUCGAGUGAGUGGGAAGAAGCUGGCCAACAUCUCAGUGGCCUUGUUUGCUUCACCGGGAGAAGAGCAGUGGCCAAGGAAAGAGUUAAUUAUGGAUAUGGAAGCAGAUAUAUAAAGUACAUAUAAAAAUUAUUUGGGGUAAAAAUUAUUUGGGGUUUUGUAUAGGACAUUGUUGUUGUAAUACUAGUGGCAAUUCACGAAGUUGGUUAGAUGAGGAUUGAGAUCUGAUUUCUAGAUUUCAUUGGCUUGUAUUCGACAAUAUUUUGCAUUAGAAGCCAUUUCUUCAACCCUUUCAUUGAAGAUGGGGGUGGCUUGUUUAGUAUUGGUUUGUACAUAUGCUGACCUUUCUCUUCUGAUAAAGAUUAUUAUAGGUUGUACAUAUGAUCUGAAUAACCAUGUUUUGAUUUAAAUAAAAUAAAUAUAAGCAAUUUUUCUUUUAAA